GACGACGUUAACGAUAUCGUCAGGAGGUUUGAGCGACGUCGUUCGAUCGUAUAUGAUAUCGACGCUACUAAAACUCAUUCAGAAUCUUUCGGGUGCACGCAGUAACACGGCGCGUAUGAUUGUUCUGCGCGUGUGUACGUAACACAAUACUAACACAAUCACAUAGAGACACAAAUUAUAUACAACACGCAGUAUGUCAGGUUCUUCGAAAGUGUCUCAUUUCGCGGUGUAAUACGUCGAACCACAGAAUGACAAGUGCAGGGGGUAGAAGAGGAAGAUAGAUGAUGGGCUUUGCACGUAGGGAGGACGCGUCGAUGAAUCCGUUGAGUUCUAGGGAUAAUGGCUGCUGUUACUAGGGACACGCGAAGUUAUGCGUUUACCGCAGAAUACGUCAGUGUUGUAUGUACUUUGUUCUAUUCUUCGUUACCUCUAUUAUUACAAAUUAUUUAUAAUCAUUAUUUAAAAUUUUAUAAUUUUUUCUUUUCUUUUCCUUUCUUUCUUCUUUUUUCUUUUUUUCCUUUUCAUAAAAAAAAAAACCUUGCUCUUCGGCAAGGAGGACAAGAGGAUAUACAUAUUUUAUCGUUAAAAAUAUUUUUAAUAAAAAUUAAUUUCGAAAAGGAUUAUUUUUUACAAAGGAUGAUCAUGUCCUUCAUCUUUAAAGAUUACUACGUAUUAAUAUUUACAAAAUUAUGAUCAUUGAAUGUGAUAUGUAAGAAUAUAGUAUAGAAAAAAAAAAAAAAAAAGGAAAAAAGAAAAUUAUGGUUUCACAAAUACCAGAAUAAAACUUAUUUACAUGUUCGUUAGAAUUCAUGGAAUAUUAUCUUUAUGACACACAACUGACAAAGAUACCAGUGUUUUGUUUUACAAGAUAUAUCAUUUCAAUGGAAAUUGUAUUGUAUAAUUAACGUAAUAAUUACGGUACUGUCCUUGUACGUCGCACGAACUUUGUCGAUUUUCGAGGACAAACGCCAUUUUUUUUCUUUUUUUUUUUUUUUAGAUUCCGUAUGCUUCGUUUUCUAGAAGUAGCGUUUCUGAUCACGUCACGUAACAUUAUUUUCCUAUAUAAUUGUCUUAUUUUACUGGGGAAAAAAAAAAAAAAAAAAAAAGAAAAAGAAAAAAAAACCAUAGAUUAUUAGAAGAUAAAAUCAAACAGAACUAUAUAAUAUAGAUAAAUAUAUAUAUUUUUUCAAAAAUAUCGUUCAUUUUAUUCUUGAUUCAAUUUGUUUAAUUUUUCUAACAACAAAUUGCCGAAUGAAUCUCUAUAUUGUGGACUUGUGAAAUUCAAUAAACUGUAUGGCGUUUCAAAAUAUUCAUUUCCCUUAUUGGAAGUGUCGUCGUGUUCGUUUCCAACAAUUGUAAAACCUGCACUGGAUAAUUCAAUGCAAAAUUUUGAAUUCUCCAAUGUUGUUAAAUUGAGAUAGAUAACUCGAUUCGUACUGCACAAUCUGUCGGAUAAUUUUACGUCGUUCACGUGAUUCUUGAUAUCAUUGAUGACAGCUUGUGCUUCCAGCUUCCAUUGUUCCUCAUCUAAUAUCUUAUCCUCGUUGUUCUCCAUAUUUGUCGUUUUAAUAAUUUUAUUCUUUCAUUAAUAUAUUUCGAUAUUCGCGGUUAGAAUUAUUUUGGAUUUUCAUCAAUCAAUUUUUAGCAGUGUCACAAUUCGAUUCUUGGCAAUCGAUAAAGGAAGAUAGUUUCAUGCCAAAAUCGUGUUUUUAUCACACGACGCAACACGUGCACAGGUUAGAUUCAGGGUCAAAGACCACGAUUGGUAAUUGCGUAAGUUUAUUCGUAUUAUUUCCGUUUAAAAGGUGGCUACAGUGUCGUACUCUCAAAAAUCUGGUGAAAACUUUGACAGAUAUUAUUAUGCUUGAUAUUAACAACUGUUUUAUGCAAAAUGUCGUAAUACUGAUUGUGUACGUAUAUUUUACAUACGACUACAUCUACAUUUUAUACGUGAUGUCUCUUUUUCAUCUAUCCCGUAGUCAUGGUUACGAUACAUCGAAUGCAGUGACGUAGAUACAAUACACAUACAUAUAUAUAUGUUUAUAUAUCAUAUAUAUGUUUAUAUUUGUGUAUAUAUAUAUAUAUAUAUAUACAUAUAAACAUACACACACAUGUACAUAAACAAUAUAAGUUACUUGAUAAUCGAAUUGACUUUGAUGUAGCAAGUGAAAAUACAAAUUAAAAAAAUUUCCGUUCUGGAUGACGUCGUUUAGAAAGCGGAAUUUAAAAUUUAUCCAACAGAAUUUAUUAAUAGCGAGGUUAUAUUAUUUCCUUGACAAGUACAUUUAAAAUACAACUGUGAAGAAAAAGUUAACAUUUCAAAAUGAAAAAUGAUAGAUAUACGAUAUCUUAUCAAUUUGAAUAAACACACGUAUUCAUCAUUUAUGCCAAUAGUAAGGUUAUACUAAUUUGUAAUUUAUUCAGCUCGAUAAAAUCAAAUAAAGUAUAAUAAACUAAUGUAAUUUUUUAAAUUAUUUAUAUUGAUUUCAUUUUUAUUUUUCUUUUUUAUUAUUAUUAUUAUUUUUUUUUUUAGUAUUGCAUUAUUUAAAUGUAGCACAUUAUUUAAAUUGAUCGAAGAAGCACAGUAAUCGAACACACCCUCGAUUUUCACGUCAGUGACGUCCUCAUUCGUCGCCCUUAUUAGUUCGUAUACUUACCACGUCGAAGAGUACGUCGCUUCAGUCGCUCACUCUGCCACGUAAUGUUGUGUGUGCCGUUUGUAAGUUGCGUUUGUGAAAAGAUUUACGUAAAAUUUAUUGUUAAUGUUUGCGAUGUGCGGCUGUGUAAUCGAGAAAAUAUAAGAUCGGUCGAUCUUCUUUGUAAGAAUCUCAUCGAGGAGUGAUUUUUAAAGAAAGAACAACAUGUCUCAUCCAGGUGAUUAUCAGUAUCAAUCAUAUGUAGAUCCUAAUAAUUCCUUAAAAAGUGAACGAGUACCGAUAGUAAAUGGUCAAUCUACUGUUAAUCAGCAUAUACAAAACGGCAUGCAAUCACCACAUUCUAAUCUAACUGGUACACCAUCAUCACAAUCAUCUCGUGAUCCAUCAAGAGAAACAUCGAGAGAUCCAUCUCCAACUCAAUAUUUACACAAUCAAUAUAGACCACAAUUACCAAGACCUCCUAUGCCACCGAUUAAUGGACAGCAAAAUAUGCAUUUGAAUGUUAGGCCUCCUUUACCAACUAUCACGCAAACACAACAAUGUAAUCCUGCCACAAUUCCUUAUCCCCAUAACCAAUUCAAUUCUAGUGCCACAAAUAUUGCUCCUCUGAAUAAUACUGGCAAUGCCUCUUCUGCAUUUGUUAGUUUGUCUUCAAAUGUACAAGGAAAUCAAGAUCUUAAUUCACAUAAUAUGCCUUCUAUAACUCAAGUCUCACCAACAAAUUCAAGUCAUAAUACAUUAUCAGAAUCCGAUGGUAAAAAGGGAACUGCUAAUUUCCCUUCCACUGAAUCUACUAUAAUUGAAAGGACAUCUACUUCUCAGACUACAGGCCUAUCAAGUGAUACAAGCUAUGUACCUGCAAUAUUCGAAAACUUUGAUAAUGCAAGUCAAAAGCCUUCUAUUAUGCAAAAUCCAUCUGGACACUCUUUGGGACAAUCUAGCAUGAAUGUAUCUUCAUUUAAUCAGAGUGGUCGGAAUGAAUCUUUGAAUAUACCUACAACUACUCAAAAUCAAGAUGUUAUGCCACAACUUAUAAAUCCUAGCCAUUCUCCUCAAAUGAUGAAUCAACGUAAUCCUAACUCAACAGUUUUGAGAAAUACAUCUCAAAAUGUUAAUUCUGAGAGACAGCCUGUAAAUUUUGCAUCGCCUCAAAAUUUGCAGAGUUAUUUGUCCCAGCCUAAAUAUGGAAGUCAGCAAAAUAUUUUCAACAGUCCUCAGAAUGUACAAGGCAAUACACAAAAUGUGCCAUCAUUUGCGCAUAAUUCCAGUGCUAGUAUGCAAAACUUAUUUGUUAAACAACAACAAACUCAACAUACUCUUUAUAGUCCAAAUAUGUCUGGAUCAAGAAACAUUACAGGAGCUCAGGAUAAUUUACCACCACAAUCAAGAGUGCAGUCUUUACAUUCAUUACAGUCAACAGUACAAAAUCAGACAUUUGGCAGUCAUGCAGAUUUACUUGGGCAGGGAUCAACUUCACAACUGAGUCAUAAUAUGUAUGGUAGUCAACCAAAUUUAACUAGCCAAAGAAAUUAUGCGCAAAAUUAUUAUGGAACACAAAUGCCACCAAGCACUGCCAAUAUCUCAAGCUCUGUAAUAACACCUCCAAGAUUUAGUGAACCUUCUAAUAAUCCUGGUUUAUCUUCUAUAAGGCAGCCGAUAACUAUGCCACCUCCUACAGGACAACAUUUGGGUAAAUAUGAUGUACAACCACCAUAUCCUGGACAAUUAUCUAAUAUUUCUUUAGAUCCAAUGUCUGUAAGAUACCCUGGAUCAUAUCCUGAUCAAAUGAAUCAACUAAAUAGACAAAUGAAUACAAUGUCAGUUACACAGGCUGGUUAUAAUAAAAUAUGGGGUAUGGAAUCCAUUGAUUUACUACAGACUAGAAAUAUUCUACCUUCUGAAAAAGUAGAGCCACCAAAAGUUAGAUUACAUCAAGAAUUUUUGGAUAGUGUUAAUUGUAGUCCAGAUAUAUUUAGAUGUACAUUGACAAAAAUUCCUGAGACUAAUUCAUUGCUGCAGAAGUCAAGGUUACCACUUGGGAUUUUAAUACAUCCUUUCAAAGAUUUAAACCAAUUACCUGUAAUUCAGUGUAGCACAAUUGUACGUUGUCGUAUUUGCAGAACAUAUAUCAAUCCAUUUGUGUACUUUGUUGAUUCCAAGAGAUGGAAAUGUAAUUUAUGCUAUAGAGUAAAUGACCUUCCAGGAGAGUUUCAAUUUGAUCCAGUAACUCAAUCUUUUGGGGACCCAUCCAGAAGGCCAGAAGUCAAAACAAGUACCAUUGAAUUUAUCGCACCUAGUGAAUAUAUGCUCCGUCCCCCGCAGCCAGCAGUUUAUCUUUUUAUAUUGGAUGUUUCAAGACUUGCAGUGGAAAGUGGUUAUCUCACUGUAGUAUGUAACACAAUAACUGACGAAUUAUCAAGAUUACCAGGUGAUGGAAGAACACAAAUUGGAUUUUUGGCAGUAGAUUCAACAAUACACUUUUUCAGUAUGCCUGACAAUGUAUCACAGCCUCAUGAAAUGAUUAUGUUAGAUGUGGAUGAUGUUUUCCUUCCAUGCCCAGACAAUUUAAUUGUUAAUCUUAAAGAACGGGAAGAGUUAGUAAAAGAUUUGUUAGCCCAAUUGCCAACUAAAUUCCAGGGUACUCAUGAUACAAAUAGUGCAUUAGGAGCUGCUUUGCAAGCGGCAUACAAAUUGAUGUCACCUACUGGAGGAAGAAUGACUGUAUUUCAAACAUGUUUACCAAAUAUGGGACCUGGUGCUCUACAAUCAAGAGAAGAUCCAAAUGUUCGAGCUAGUAAAGAUGUGCCUCAUUUGAAUCCAGCAACUGAUUUUUAUAAAAGAUUAGCAUUAGACUGUAGUGGGCAACAGAUCGCUGUUGAUUUGUUUUUAUUAAAUAGUCAAUACAGCGAUUUGGCAACGCUUUCUGGUAUGUGCAAAUUUUCUGGUGGUUGUAUAUUUCAUUUACCACUGUUUCGGUCGUCUAAGCUUCAACAUAUGGAGUCAUUGGAGCGAAUAUUACGACGUUAUCUAACUCGAAAGAUAGGAUUUGAAGCUGUAAUGAGAAUACGUUGUACACGUGGCCUUAGUAUUCAUACUUUCCAUGGCAAUUUCUUUGUUCGCUCUACCGAUUUACUAAGUUUACCGAAUGUAAAUCCAGAUGCUGGAUUUGGAAUGCAAAUUUCAAUCGAAGAGAGUCUUGCUGAAACUCAAAAUGUCUGUUUCCAAGCAGCACUAUUGUAUACAUCAAGUAAAGGUGAAAGAAGAAUUCGAGUGCAUACAUUAUGUUUACCAGUGGUUUCCAGUUUAACAGAUAUUCUUCAUUCGGCGGAUCAACAAUGUAUAAUAGGAUUAUUAUCGAAAAUGGCUGUGGAUAGAUCACAACAGUCUUCAUUGUCGGAUGCAAGGGAUGCAUUGAUAAACGUAGCAAUUGAUGUUUUGUCUGCUUACAAAUUAUCCCAGUCUGUUGGGUCAGGUGGACUUUUGGCGCCAAGCAGUCUCAAAUUGCUACCUUUAUACAUUAUUGCUUUGCUUAAAUGCAUUGCUUUUAGAUCAGGCACAAGCACGCGAUUGGACGAUCGAGUAUUUGCAAUGUGCCAGUUAAAAACUUUACCAAUUUUACAACUUAUACAAAUGGUAUAUCCAGAUCUUUAUCCUGUACACGUGCUUGACGAUAAAAACUCAAUGGAUAUAGAUGGCAAAGUUUGCCCACAACCUCCUAGGUUACAUUUAUCUGCUGAAAAAAUAGAUUCAAGAGGUGCAUUCCUUAUGGAUGCUGGAGAUAAAAUAUUUAUAUAUGUGGGGAAAAAUAUUCACUCAUUGUUUUGUUGUAAUGUACUUGGCGUUUCAGCAUUUUCCGCUAUACCAGAAGAAUUUUACGAAUUACCCGAACUUGACACUAUAGAGAACGAGAGACUUCGCCAUUUUGUAUUUAGUCUGCAAGAAGAAAAACCGUAUUAUGCAUCAGUGCAAAUUAUUCGAGAUGACAGUCAUUUCAGGACAUUAUUUGUGGAACAAUUAGUAGAGGACAGAUUCGAAUCAGCCCUUAGUUAUUAUGAAUUCUUGCAGCAUUUAAAAACUCAAGUGAAGUAGUGGAUAAUUUGAGUAAUAAGUGAAUAUGAAAGAGUUAUAUCAAAUAAUUUGAAUUUUUUCAUAAAUGUAUUAUGGAAGAAUAGCGAAAAUAUUGUUAUUGACACAGUGAAAGUGCAAAUCGUAAGUGGCAAACUGUGCUCAGGAACAGGAUGUGAUUUUCCCUAUCAAGUUUCAUCUACAUUUUUCAUUCAGAUAGCACGGUAACGCGUAAGUGUUCCAGUUUGCUGCUGCAUAGUAAACAGACGAUAAUUAUAAACAUGUCAUACAAAAAAGUAACCGUAGCCUUGUUAAAAAAAAAAAUACGUUGACGCAUUUAAAUGUAAUAGAUUGUAAUUAUUAUUACUAUCCAUAUUCUUACAAUGUAUCAAUUGAAAUAUCAUAGAUCCAAAUAUCAUGUAUGUCACGUAAAUUUAUGUUAUAUCAGAUACCUAGUAUGUCUUAUGCAUUGCUUUUUCCAUUUUUAUUAUCUCUCUCUUCAUAUAUACAUAUUUUUAAUACAAUAACCAAACAUGUUCUAAUGAAUUUUGCAGGUUUCAUUCUUUUUUUUUUUUUUUUUGCUAUAUACACGGUUUAACGGAAAGUCUUCAUUUGUUGUUGUUGUUAUUAAUUUUUAAGGAAAAUAUUCUAGCCAUCUGUUUUUAUCUUAUGUGAUUGGAUUGUUAAUCCGUUAUUUUGGCAUGGCAGUUAAUAUAUAUAGCGAAGUAAGAAAAUUUAUAUAUAAGUUUUACUAUAAUUCCAUUAGAUUUAUUGAAAUUUUUGUGAAUUUAUGAAUAUUGGUAUCGUGUUAUUUUAACCUUAUGUUUACAAUGGCAUCUACAAGUUAAACAUAAUAUUUUUCAUAUUAUAUACUCAUUAUUUGCAUUAAUUAAUUAAAAUUUUGAAAAGAAUGUAAAGUUAAUAUACAAAGGAUUGUGUGUGUGAGUUUUUUUUUUCUUGAUAUAAUACGUUCAUACGAAAAUGUAAAAUAUGAUUACAAAAUAAUUAUUAUAUAUAAAUGGUUAAAUGAUUCUUACGAGUGUCUUGCAUAUAAAGUGCAUCAAUGCAAAUUAAAAAGGUAUAGUUUAUUAGGUGCUCAAAUAGAACUAUAAAUAAUAUGUAUGUAAAAUAUUGCAGGUAGUUGAAAAUUUCAUCAAAGAGCCAUUUAUUCUAGGGCAGGCAGUUUCAAAAAUAUAUAUGAAGCAAUAUUUGGAUUUGAUAUUUAUGACACUUCAUUUCUCUCCUGUAAUCGAUGCUGCCAAAUAAAAACUUUUCCAUGUAUACAUAGUAGGAAAAUUCAGUUUUUUCGGGAGAAUUGUAGUGAAAUAAAUAUCAAUUGUUAUAUGUACCCACAGAGGGCUAAAAAAUGUCCCACAGUGUGUCCGAAGUUCAAUCGUUAUAAUUCGUGUAAUGGCCUCAAACGACAAUGGUCACAAUAGCCUGACACGGACCAUUCAUUUUGGUAUGUUAUUUGAUUCAUCGAUUAUUGUCGAAUAUUGAUUAUUAUUAAGCUAUGAAAAAUUAUAUGUGUAUGUAUAUAUAUAUAUAUAGACAUAUAUAUAUAAAUAUAAAUAUAAAUUACACAUUAUAUGGGAUGAAUGAGUA
Vespa velutina is the source of this 8327-nucleotide messenger RNA. RefSeq names its product protein transport protein Sec24A (gene Sec24AB). Gene Ontology annotation, biological process: endoplasmic reticulum to Golgi vesicle-mediated transport; intracellular protein transport; COPII-coated vesicle cargo loading. Gene Ontology annotation, molecular function: SNARE binding; zinc ion binding. The coding region runs from base 2862 to 6746 and encodes 1294 amino acids. The transcript has 17 exons. Lineage: Eukaryota; Metazoa; Arthropoda; Insecta; Hymenoptera; Vespidae. Gene Ontology annotation, cellular component: COPII vesicle coat; endoplasmic reticulum exit site. The record is from RefSeq and is a predicted model, not a curated record.